UUACUCAUGUUUUGUUCUGCAAUCGGCAAGACUAGUAAGCUUAGUUUAGAAUAAGUAAAUUGUGUCGAUAAUUCAGUGGUUUCAGUAUCUAGAACAGCAGUAGUUAUUUUCUAUAGUGGAAAAAAAAGAAUUUCGGUGUAUUUUGUGUGCGAAAUUGCUACUGCCUGGGCCAUGAGUUCUUCAAACGUAUCUGUGCCGUCGGAUUUCUCCAGCGGAGACUUUAUGACGAAUUCUUCACUGGCCAUGGAUGCCUGCUUCACCGCGUUCGACAAGGAUGGCGACGAUCGCCUCUCGCUGGCCGAGUUCACGCUGAUCUGCCGAGCUCUGUUCCGGAAUGAUAAGGGACACAUCUAUGUCGUUCCUUCCGACCGGCUGGAGGAAAUGUUUGCGGUGUUCGAUAAGAACGAGGAUGGCUACAUCGAUCGGGAUGAGUUUCAGUUUUGCUGGAAUCAGUGGAUAAAGACGAUCGUGCGGCCAAUCAGUGCUUUCCUCAUCGUGGAUGUGCAGAACGAUUUUAUCAGCGGUUCCCUGAACAUCAGCAACUGCAGCGCCCAGCAAAACGGAUUGGAGGUAAUCGACCCGAUAAACAAACUACUGGAUACGGUGGACUUCGAUGCGGUAUUUUACUCGCUCGAUUGGCAUCCGAGCGACCAUGUUUCGUUCAUUGAUAACAUCAAGCAGCGGCCGAUCCACCCAACCAGUCCGCUGAACGCCGACAACGCCCAGGUAUACGACACGGUUAUAUUCGCUGGACCACCCCCGAUGAAGCAGCGCCUGUGGCCGCGGCACUGUGUCCAGGAUUCGUGGGGAUCAGAACUACACAAGGAUUUAAAGAUCGUUGAGCAUGGUAUCAAAGUGUACAAGGGAACCAAUCCGGAGGUGGAUUCAUACUCGGUUUUCUGGGACAACAAAAAACUAUCCGACACCACCCUGUGCGGUCAGCUCCGGAUGAAGGGAGCUUCCGAUAUCUACGUGUGCGGGCUUGCGUACGAUGUUUGCGUUGGUGCAACUGCGAUUGAUGCUCUCUCUGCUGGCUAUAGAACGAUUUUGAUAGACGAUUGCUGCCGCGGUGUUGAUGUAAACGAUAUUGAAAGCACGAAGGAAACGGUCAUAUCGAACAAUGGCGUCAUCAUAAAUACACGAGAGGUCAAAGCGAUGGCAGAGGGCCGGGAUCGUCGACCGGAGCUUGGCUACAAGCUGGCCAUGGAGCUGAAGAACGCUGACUCGGAUCUGUCGAAAAAUAAUGCCUGCCGACGACAGGCACAGCCACAGCCGGACAGGCCACAGUGAAAUUAUGCCCUAGCCAGCCAGCCGGUCAGCCCCCACCCGCCUACAGCAUAAUCCCGCUCGUCACGCUUCCGUAGGAGAUCCACUGCUGGUUUUUUUUCGGUCACAGAUCGGUAGAUUGAUUCAUUGCUUGCUGGUCAGCUCUCCUGUGUUUGAUUUCCUCCUAGAGUCGAAUAAUUUUACGGUUUCUUCGGAAUAGUGUUUUAUGUGGGAUUCCAACACGCGGUUGACCACCCAUUCUAGAUUCCAUUGUUUCAGCAGGUCCAGAAAUGACUAUUAAUAGUAGAAACUAUAAAAUAGUUCCAUUUCGGUAUCGGUUUUCGGUUGGCUUGCUUUCUUUACACACCGACACUGAGUUGCAAGUGAUUGGGAGCCCCCCCGAAGCCUGCGCCAUAUUGAUAGAUUUGGCCCCUUCUGUUUUAUUUUAUGGUCAGUUCUAUGCUUUUAUCAAGUAUUGAGGGAAGAAGAUUUGCUUUAGCUGGAUUGGUCGAGGUGGUAAAAUCGUUAUUGAUAGGGUCCUAGGUUUGGUUAAAUGUGUGCGAAUGGUUGAACCAGGUGGUCAAAUAACACGAAGAAGGUGCUUAGUGGUAGAUGAUACUUAGAAAUCCAAUAGUUUUUAGACAGGGUUAGGGAACAAAAUGUUCUUAGUUUUUAGUUUUUUCUGCACAUUUUUUCAAUUAUAUUUGAUAUCUGUUCAGUAGGUGGAAAUAAAUAUGGUAGCGAAAGUGCUUAUGCCCAUGCUAUGGACAGUUACUUAAAAUAAUUAUAUUUAAAAGAAGUAAUAUUAAAUUAGACAUUAGACAACUUUUACCCAACUCACUUUCCCGCCCAUAAACGUCCACAUAUCGUUCAGUUUUCUCAUAGUUAAACCAUUUUAAUUGCCAUUUCAUGAUUUCUGCUGUAAAUGGGAGAAGUUCUCAGAGCAUGCUGUGUUACUCGUUGUACCUAGCCACAAAAUUCGAAAGAAUAUUUGCAUACAAAAAAUAUUGUAUGUGAGCUUUAGAGUCAUACAAUAUGAAUUAUGAAAGUUGAUGCGGAUAAUUAAUUUAUCACACACCAAAGCUACCAGCUGGGGAACUAAGAAGACAAGGCCACGCGGAAGCACACUUGCAAUAACCUGUUAGGUUGUACAUGGCGACCGUGCCUAAACUGUUAUUCUUCCGAUUUCGAUCGCGAUCAAACGCACUGCUGUUUGAGGCUCUUUAAAAUUCUAUCGGACGAUCGAGAGAGCUCCUGUUCUGUUAGUAUGUAGUACGUAAACAGAUACGCAAAACAGAAUGAAAUUCGGUAUAAUUCUAAGGAUCUAACAAAACUGAACAGUUCAAAAUUGUUCCAUUCAGUGGGCUUUUAGAGUGUCAAGCUGUUUAAAAUGUACAAGCAAUUUCCAAGUUCCUCUUGAGUAGUAUCUCAUAAUUGCUGUAGAACGUUAUUGUAAUCAUUUACGUAUUAUUAGAGCUAGUAGCUGCAGUGUGAUUUGUUUCGGAAACAGCUGGUGAAAGAAAAUAUGAUAACAUCUUGGACUUGGAUAACACUAAAAUAGUCGUAAAACUGCACUUUUUUAAACUGGUUAAUAUAUAUUUUUUUUAUAUUUUCAACGUAUGUACAUUCCCGAUAACCCUGUAAUGACCAACACCAAUUUCAGAUCACAUAUUAGCUGAUAGAUGGUAAUGGAUAGUAGUAGCAGUAUUUAAAAUGGUGAAGGUGUAUAGAACUAGUAAACAGAAAAAAACACACGCCUUAGCUCACACAUAGUGAAUAGUGAUAGUAUUGAUUAGACUGCAAGUAAGGUACAAAAUAACCCUUUUGGUAAUCCCUGAUGGUACCUAGAUGCGGUGUCGUUCCGUUGCUUUUCUCUUUAAAAAGUUACUACGGCGUUGACACUUUUUUCGUUCGCUCUUUAUUUCCAUGACAAAGCAAGUUCAGACAAAAACAGUGAUAGCAUUUGACAAAACGUCAUUAGGUACUUAGUAGGCUAUUGAAGCAUACAAGGCUGUAGACAUAGAAACAAAACGAACUUAAAUGUGAAACACAUCACUAUAAAAUAGCUAUAGUGUCUAUAAAAGCAUAUCAGUCCCGUAUGAACUAUCAGAUUAGAUUAUUCAGGAGAGAUCACUAAAUUCUUUUAAAACGGAAGGAACAAACAAACUUUCUCAUAUGGACACGAUAUGUUGUUAUAGGUGA
Messenger RNA from Topomyia yanbarensis, 3468 nucleotides. RefSeq names its product nicotinamidase (gene Naam). Gene Ontology annotation, molecular function: calcium ion binding. Bases 172 to 1290 code for a protein of 372 amino acids. The record is from RefSeq and is a predicted model, not a curated record. NCBI's taxonomy places the organism in Eukaryota, Metazoa, Arthropoda, Insecta, Diptera, Culicidae. The transcript has 9 exons.